GAAAAGCAAACAAUCAGAAUCCUAAUCCUCUGUUCCUUCUUCUUCUUCCCAAUCGAAAUUUCUCAUAAAAUCAGUCAGCUUUAUCCACCAUUUCCUGCUAUGGCGGCUGACGGCGGGGCGAUGGGAGUGGUGAAAAGGGUGAUUAGCGGCGCGUCCAAUUACUUCCACUCCCUGGCGACGGAGACGCCGCACCGGCUGCGGAAGAGGGUGCUCGCCACGUGGACGCCGGAGCAGGAGCUGACGCAAGUCCGGCUUCGGUCCGGCGCCGACAUGAAGCGGAAGCUCCAGUGGUACGACCUGAUGGCGCUCGGGAUCGGCGGAAUGCUCGGCGUCGGCGUGUUCGUCACCACCGGGUACGUCGCCGGGACGUACUCCGGCCCGGCGGUGUUCAUGUCUUACAUCGUCGCCGGCAUUUCCGCGCUGCUCUCCUCGCUCUGUUACGCCGAAUUCUCCGUCCAAAUCCCCGUCGCCGGCGGCGCCUUCAGUUACCUCCGCGUCACUUUCGGGGAAUUCAUAGGGUACUUUGCGGGGGCAAAUAUACUGAUGGAGUAUGUGUUAUCAAAUGCUGGAGUUGCUAGGAGUUUUACUGAUUACCUUUGCCGUGCCGUUGGGGUAAAUGACUCGAACCAGUGGAGGGUUAAUGUGGACGGGUUGCUGCCCGGUUACAACAACCUGGAUUUCCCAGCUGUUGCUCUCAUCCUACUACUCACUCUCUGCCUUUGCCAUAGAGUACAAAGGAGAGCUCUAUGUUGAACCUUGUGAUGACGGUAUUCCAUGUGAUGUUCUUCGGGUUCAUCAUAGUGGCUGGUUUUUACAACGGGAGUGUCAAGAACCUGGUGAAGCCCAGUGGGAUGGCUCCCUUUGGUGUGAAAGGCGUGGUAGAUGGCGCGGCCAUCGUCUACUUCAGCUACAUCGGCUACGAUUCGGUUUCCACCAUGGCCGAAGAGAUUCAGAACCCUGCAAAAGCUCUGCCCCUAGGGAUCGUGGGCUCUGUUCUCAUUGUAUGCGUUCUCUAUUGCUUCAUGGCUCUGGCUCUUUGUGUCAUGGUGCCUUUCAAUAUGAUACCAAUGGAAGCAUCAUUCUCGGCAGCAUUCCAACAGAUAGGGUGGGGGUGGGCAAGCAAUGUGGUUGGAGGUGGUGCGAGCUUGGGGAUAACUGCCUCUCUACUUGUUGCCAUGCUUGGCUAAGCUAGGUACCUUUGUGUCAUUGGGAGGGCCAGGCUAGUCCCAUCUUGGCUGGCUAAGGUCAACCCCAACACCGGCACUCCUCUCAAUGCUACCCUCUUCUUAGGGCUCUGCACGGCAUCGAUCGCUCUGUUCACAGACCUCAGCAUAGUGUUCGAAAUGAUCUCUCUCAGCACGCUCGUGGUGUUCUACCUCGUCGCCAACGCCUUGAUCUACCGACGGUACGUGAUCCUCGGGGGAAACCCACUUCCCAACACCUUCCUCUUCCUCUUCCUCCUCACCGCCACGUCCGUAGGCCUCUCAGCCUCGUGGAAGCUCGACGCCGAGUGGUGGGGGGUCCCGGUGUUUGGAGGGGCCAUGAUCGCCACCACGGGGUUCUACCAGCAGCUGGUGGUGGUGCCAUACGUUUACCAGCCCGACGACGGCUGCUGGCUCGUGCCCUUCAUGCCUUGGCCGCCCGCCAUCUCCAUCUUCCUCAACGUGUUCCUCAUGUCGACAUUGAAGCUGGUUUCUUUCAAGAGGUUUGCGGUUUGGGGGUGUUUGAUUACUCUCUUCUAUCUCAUGUAUGGUGUGCAUUCUACUUAUAGAGCCGAGGAGAUGGGAUUAGGGAGUGGUGGUGGUGGUGAGAUUCCGCUGCAGAAUUCGGAAUCCUCGUCCGCCUGUUCAGCAGAAUGUGCAUAAGUUGGGGGAGGGAUUCAAAUGAAAUGAUGACAAAUUGAGAAAAAGGUAUUAAAAAAAUGAGGGGUGUGAUCAAUUUUGCCCUCUCGUCUCUCCAUUUGUCGUGGUAAAUAUAUGGACAUGGCUAUUCGUCGUCCUAAAAAUUUGAAUUUAUCGCCCUAAACACAUGAAAUUACACAUUUAUCCUUAAACCAAUUA
Linum tenue is the source of this 2060-nucleotide messenger RNA. The record is from the annotation of a GenBank genome assembly. NCBI's taxonomy places the organism in Eukaryota, Viridiplantae, Streptophyta, Magnoliopsida, Malpighiales, Linaceae.